This is a messenger RNA of Prorocentrum cordatum, 339 nucleotides long. Lineage: Eukaryota; Dinophyceae; Prorocentrales; Prorocentraceae. The record is from the annotation of a GenBank genome assembly.
AUGAUCGCUGACCAAAUGCUCUACAGAGCCGAGUAUCUUCAUUCGAAGAAUUACAUUCACAGAGACAUCAAACCCGACAAUGGUGCAGCCAUCAUGCUCAGAACCUUGGCAGCAGGAAUCUAUUCAAAACUCUGGAAGGCCAAUGCGAAGGAGUGGCCCUGGAACAAGGACAAGAGGGACUUCGACCAAAGUACCUCACUCGAGCAGCCCACGACCUCCUUCCAGCUCAACAACAACAAGCUUGAGAUGGAGGUCGUUUGGAUGCUGAGGACCAGAGUGCAGCUACAGCAUCGGCUACGAAUACACACGCAUCAAGCCCGACAAUUUCCUCAUCGGUGA